AAAGCGUAAGCAAUUUGUGACAUUAACGUCUGUAACGAUACAGUUACGAACUGUCUUUGCCAGUGAAUUAAAAUAAUAAUAAAAUGACAGAUAUCGUGUGGGACCGACGAUCAUUAUACGUUUACGCGCAGACAGAAAAGGAGAGGUUUGAAGAAAUAGAAAAAAAGUAUAAGCAGUUCAUAGCCUGCUUGGACGACGUGAACACGGUACCAAUAUCCGUGUUCAAUCUGAAGCCUAAACAGAUCGAAGAGCUACAGAUGAUCAGAGAAGUGAGCAAGGAGUUACAGAAGAAAAAGGAGGACGACAUUAAUAAGGCAGUAAGUAUUGGUUUUUAGUGUUCUUGACAGAACAGACAAUAGUUUCAACUAUUGUCUAGAACACAAAUUCGGCUAAUCUUUACGUAAUAAUUGCAUCUCAAUAGAAUCACAGCCUCUUUGCCCUUAUUUUGCCAAUAUACUAUCUAUCUGAAAUCCAAUAUUAUUAUAUCUAUUAUAUUUGUGGAUUUUUUUAGCAUUUUUCAUUAAGAAUAUUUUUCAGUAUAGCAUUGUGAAUGCGGGCUUGAUCAAAUAUAAUAAUUAGAACAAAUUUUCGAAAGUAAAAUCGAAAGUUUAAAUAUUUGUAAGAACAUUUCUUUUGGCUGUUUGGGUGGAUUGCCUGAACUACGCGAAAAUGAGAAUACACUCUGUAGUAGCGAAAAAGUAAUCCUGGCUAGCUUAGUGGUUAGAGCAGUCGCCCGGAUGCGAAAGGUCAUGGGUUCGAACCCCAUCUCAGUGUGCCGGGGACCAAGUGGAUUAUUAAACAUUUUUCAUUAAGAUUAUUAUAUCUGUUAGCAUUGAUAUGUGAGGUAGACAUUGCAAGUCGUUGAGAUA
This is a messenger RNA of Diatraea saccharalis (sugarcane borer), 869 nucleotides long. The record is from the annotation of a GenBank genome assembly. Lineage: Eukaryota; Metazoa; Arthropoda; Insecta; Lepidoptera; Crambidae.